AUGGUCACGGAGACCGUGUCAAGAUCGGGCUUCAAGAGCAACCUGACUUCGCAGCAAAAGGAAACGUUGGAUUCCUUUCGCAAAGCGCUACACGAUGAUGGCAUCCUACACGAUGGCGACACGAUAGGCACCGACGAUGCUGCGCUCUUGCGCUACCUGCGUGCUCGCAAAUUUGACCUGCCGAAAAGCAAAGCUUUGUUCGCCAAGGCGCAAGCGUGGCGAAAGGAUCCUUGCGGCGAAGGCCUCACCAUCGAUCAGCUCUAUGUCAGAAUGGACCCUUUCGACUUUGACAAGCGAACAGAGAUCAUGCAGUACUGGCCCAUGUUCUUUCAUGGCGUAGAUCGCGAGGGACGUCCGCUCAACAUACAAGCCUUUGGCAACUUUGAUGUAGCCAAGCUACAAGCUGUCGAGACGCCAGAGUAUCACUGGAAGAGCGUCUGUCUGAACGCGGAAUCACUCACGCGAGAAGUGCUACCGGCGAGUGUCAAGGCAGCGGGCGGCAGGGAUCUGGAUGGCAACGUGUCAAUAGUUGAUCUCAAGGGCUUCACUCUCGGUCAAUUCUGGCAGGUCAAAGCGCUCGCCAAGCGUAGCUUCGGUCUCGCGCAGGACUACUAUCCAGAAGGACUUGGCCGUCUCUAUAUUGUCAAUGCGCCGUCGAGCUUCACAUACGUAUGGGGUGUCAUGAAGCCCUGGCUCAGCAAGGAGACGCAAGAGAAAGUCAACAUCCUCGGCACAGACUAUGCCUCGACGUUGCUCAAGUACAUUGACGCGGAACAGCUGCCCAGCACGCUCGGCGGAGCAUGCAACUGCAAAGAGGGCUGCAGUCUGUCGUCAAGGGGCCCUUGGCUGGAGGGCAGAGCGGAGCGACGUCGUGCCGAUAUCGCUCGAUUUGCGCCAGAGCUCGCGGAGGAUUCCAAAGCCGACGAGAAAAUCGACGCGAUACCCAACGGUCAUGCUGAUACAGCGCUCGCAAAGACAACUAGUCCAGAUGACUUUGCAGUAGCAGCAGAGCCGAGCCAGACGACGCUGGACCAAGCGAGGAAUGACGACACAGCCCACGGAGGCGCCGAUAUGCGGUUUGCUGGUCUCCGCUACCUGUAUGACGUACACCUAGACAAUAGACAGCGCAUUGUCGUAACACUGUAG
Messenger RNA from Mixia osmundae IAM 14324, 1146 nucleotides. RefSeq lists its product as uncharacterized. The coding region runs from base 1 to 1146 and encodes 381 amino acids. NCBI's taxonomy places the organism in Eukaryota, Fungi, Basidiomycota, Mixiomycetes, Mixiales, Mixiaceae. The transcript is spliced from 3 exons. The record is from RefSeq and is a predicted model, not a curated record.